AUGGAGCCAGUUUUGACAUCCUUCCUGUUCUUUCUGACUCUCAGAGGUUUGGAUAUUCCAACUGUGCAGGUCGUCAUUAACCACAACACCCCUGGCCUUCCCAAGAUCUACAUCCACAGAGUUGGACGAACAGCAAGAGCAGGGAGGAAUGGAGUUUCCAUCACACUGGUGACACAGUACGACAUCCACCUGGUCCACUCUAUCGAAGAACAGAACAAGACGAAGCUGAAAGAAUAUCCUGUGGAGGAGAAAGAAGUCCUGAAGAUCCUGACCCAGGUCAAUGUGACAAGGCGGGAGUGUGAAAUUAAACUCGAGUCAACAGAUUUUGAUGAGAAAAAGGAGAUCAACAAGAGGAAGCAGCUGAUCUUGGAAGGAAAGGAUCCAGACCUGGAGGCUAAGAGGAAAGCCGAACUGGAGAAGAUCAGGAGCCAGAAGAAGCGGUUCAAACAGAAAAUCCAGGAGAGCAUUCAAAAACAGAAACGUGGACAGCUGAAAAAGAAACUCAUGAAGAGAAAACUGAUGAAAAAAAAAAAGGCAGCGCAGGCAACGGUGUGAAAACUGCUGUGACCCAUGUAUAUACUACAAGUUUAUAACUGUACACUAUGUAAUAUUUUCCCAUCUGCAAAUAAAUUUAAAGUUGUGCUGAAUCUCAUGCCAUAAAACCA
Messenger RNA from Micropterus dolomieu (smallmouth bass), 665 nucleotides. Its product is annotated as probable ATP-dependent RNA helicase DDX49. The coding region runs from base 1 to 555 and encodes 184 amino acids. The transcript has 6 exons. The record is from RefSeq and is a predicted model, not a curated record. NCBI's taxonomy places the organism in Eukaryota, Metazoa, Chordata, Actinopteri, Centrarchiformes, Centrarchidae.